Antechinus flavipes (yellow-footed antechinus) is the source of this 1340-nucleotide messenger RNA. RefSeq names its product presenilin associated rhomboid like (gene PARL). Bases 24 to 1151 code for a protein of 375 amino acids. The transcript has 10 exons. Gene Ontology annotation, cellular component: membrane. The record is from RefSeq and is a predicted model, not a curated record. NCBI's taxonomy places the organism in Eukaryota, Metazoa, Chordata, Mammalia, Dasyuromorphia, Dasyuridae. Gene Ontology annotation, molecular function: serine-type endopeptidase activity.
CAUGGGGGGCGGAGGUCGGGAAGAUGGCGUGGAGAGCCUGGGCUCGGAGCGGCUGGGGCUGCGGUAGCCCGGCUUGGGGGGCCGAGAGCCGAGAGCUGCGCGCCGGCCGGGCCCCCGCCCUGCUGCUGGGUCCCAGGUUUCACUUCUUUUUUCAGUCGAAAAAUGGAUUCAGGAAAGCCCCCAGAAAGAUUGAGCCUCGGCGCCCAGAUGGAGGCUUAGUCAACGAGGGCUACAGGAGAAGCGCCCUGACCCCUCCAGUGGAAGAAACUCUCUUUUAUACGUCUCCCUAUCCUCUACGGAACCUCGUGAAGCCGUUGUUUUUUACCGUCGGGUUUACAGGGUGUGCGUUUGGGUCUGCUGCGAUUUGGCAGUAUGAAUCCCUGAAAUCCAGAGUCCAGAGCUACUUUGAUGCUGUAAAGGCAGACUGGCUGGAUAGCUUGUCGCCUCAGAAGGAAGGAGAGUUCAGAAAGCAGGUUAACAAGUGGUGGAAUACCCUAUCUGAUGGCCAGCGAACUGUGACAGGAAUCAUAGCCGCCAAUGUCUUUGUUUUCUGUUUAUGGCGAGUCCCUUCCCUCCAGAGGUCAAUGAUCAAGUACUUCACGUCCAACCCUGCCUCCAAAGCCCUCUGCACCCCCAUGCUGCUCUCCACCUUCAGCCACUUCUCCUUGUUACACAUGAUGGCCAACAUGUACGUUCUGUGGAGUUUCUCCACCAGCAUCGUCAGCAUCCUUGGGAAAGAGCAGUUCAUGGCCGUCUACUUGUCUGCAGGUGUCAUCUCCACCUUCGUCAGCUACGUCAGCAAAGUGGCCACGGGGAGGUUCGGGCCUUCUCUCGGCGCGUCAGGAGCCAUCAUGACUGUCCUGGCAGCAGUUUGCACCAAGAUCCCUGAAGGGAAGCUGGCCAUCAUCUUCCUCCCCAUGUUCACCUUCACAGCAGGAAACGCCCUGAAAGCCAUAAUUGCGAUGGACACGGCCGGGAUGAUCCUGGGAUGGAAGUUUUUUGAUCACGCGGCACAUCUUGGGGGAGCCCUUUUUGGAAUAUGGUAUAUCACACAUGGCCACGAGCUGAUAUGGAAGAACCGAGAGCCCCUGGUGAAAAUCUGGCAUGAAAUGAGGACUAGUAAUCCCAAGAAGGGGGGCGGAUCCGAGUAAUCCCUUUAGAAGGGCGUCCGCCUCAGGGACCCCCGGGAGCCCGCCUGAAAGACACAGACAAGCCGCUCUUGGCGCGGCCCGAAGUCCAGGCCUGGGAGCCUGGACAUGUAACGGUAUUUCCAGAUGUUUGUCUGCGGUAGAAAGUGAGAGAAACUCGGCACAAUAAAUGUUUCUGUCUUUAGUUCGUAA